GGCAAAAAACACGUAUAAAAUACUAUAUAACGCGUGUGUUAGACGAAAACAGAAAAUCACGAUAUCGAAUCCCCGUCGUUAUAGGUCAUUAUCAGCUGCACUAAUAUAGCCACAUAGGUAUUAGGUGGGUACCUAAAUGUACAUACUUUAUCGGUUAACUGCUUAUCGUAUGAAUAUGCCAACAAAAGUCGAGGAAGAUAACGUAACGAUACCGGCACACCGUGGCUACAUGGGCGAAAAUUUUACAUAAUUUUAAAGUCUGAUUAAAAAAUACUUUAUUGCAUAUCAGUCGCUCUGUUCGCUUGCAAAAAUCAUCUUACCUUAAACACCAUGAAAAACCUAAAUAUAAAUUGAUUUACUUAAUAAUCAUGACAAAAUACAAUGUGAAUGUUGUUUCAUCUGACAUGAAAGGUCGAUUGGAGUUUAUGAUGAACAUAUACAAUCGUUUAAUGAUGUCUGAUCAAGAAGUUACACCAAGUAAAACUACUGCUGAUUAUCAUUCGUUAAAUGGUUAUAUAAAACUAAUGCAAUGUGCUACAAAUAGUAAAAAAAAUAAGAAAUCUAAUAAAAGUCGUUCAUAUCGUCCAACAGCAACAAAUAAAACUAUCAACAUAGCAUCAGCUAUUCAAAAAAAUUAUAAAAACUAUAGCAGUACAUCAUCAAUAUCAUCUCGGCCAACUUUAAGUCGUUCACCAUCAUCUGUAUUAUAUGAUUUUGAAAACAAUUCGGCAUCUACUUGUUUUGAAGAAACUAAAAGAUUAUUAUGGUCAGGUUGUAAGACUGUAGAUGAUGCUCUUGAUGUGAACAGAGACUUACCCAUGUGGGUACAGACUGUAGAUUCUAAUAAUAUUGUUAAACAGUUGUUGACAUCUGUAGAUGCCAGCCGUGUUGAUAAAGGUAACGUGCACACCCUGGUUGCUGUAUUUAUUAAUUUCAGCAUUACCAUGAUAGACAUGUUUGGAAUGAAUGUCAAUGUAGACCAACAUUGGUGGAAACACUCGUACAAAAUUAUGGAACAGUUGAUUAAUGAUAUCAAUGUACACUGCCGUGCUAAAGAUCCGAAUGCAUCACUUAAAGUCAAAGGAAAAAAUGGUGAUAGAAUGUUCAAUAAGGCAUUAUCAACAAUCACUCAAUUAAAAAAAAUUGUGCCAAAUGAUAAACCUGAGGUCCAUGUAAUGCAAAAUCCAAUAACACCUCUUGUUCCACCUGUACAACAGCCCACAUACCAACCUCCAUCUCCAGACUUUAACAAUCAGGCAUACGUAAAUUAUAAUUAUCCCAAUCAGAAUUAUAUUAACAAUUAUAAUUAUCAAGGACCAUAUCAAACACCGCAAAUAAAUCGGCCACCAUACUGUCCAAUGCAGUACCGUCCUCCAUAUCAGCCCCCUUACCAACAAUAUCCAAACCAAGUGCGAAUGAAUCAACCACAGUAUUAUCAAUACCUUCAACAACCCCCAAAUCCAUGGCAAAAUAAUUACCAAAAACCACCAUAUCCAGUACAUAAUGCACCAUUUCCAUCUUCUCAGUUUGUUGCUAAUCCACAGCCCAAACCUGAAGCUAAACUAGUUGAAGUAAAGGAAGAUGACGAGAAGAAAUGGCUAGAAGCACAAAAAGAUGCAAAGAAGUUAGUGAACAAUGCUAUUAAUCAUAAUAUUUUGGCUACUAGAUCUACUGAUAGUAUACAGUCAUCACAGGAGAGUGAAGAAGGGUUAAUCAGCAAUGUACAUCCAGUAUUUGAAAAAAUGUCUGACAGAGAUAGUGGAGCUCCAAUUCCAGACGAUACCACAGACAGAAUGUGGAAUUUUUUGGCUAGAGAAGUAGAUAAAAAAGUUCGAUAUAAAUUUCAAAAAAUGAUUAGAGAAAUGCAAGAUAUACCAAAAGAAGAGUUUAGUAAGGAGCCAGAAUUAUAUGAGACUACUUAUCAAAAUGUGGUUAGGAUACAGCUAUUUGAGCCAAUCAGAUGUAAAAUGAUUAAUAAGAAGUAUGAAAAUGUACAAGCAGUCGUUAGGGACUUUCGAUUGGUAUUCAGUACAUUCCGCCACAUAUCUCAGUCUAAUGAUAUUAAAUGUAAGCUUAUGAUGGACUUUAUGGAACGUCAUUUUAAUGAAUGCCUUAGAAAAUAUUUCCGUGGAUGGAAUUUAGACAAAUACCGUAGUACCGUCCAGGAGUGACUGAAAAUCUAUGACAAUAAAAUUAACAAUUAAGUCAUUUAACAUAAGUAAAAAAAAUUGUUCUAAAUCUUUGUAAAAAACAUUGUUUCUGUGAUAAUAUUUUUUUAAAUCAAUUUUAUUCUUGUAUUAUUUAGUCAUGAAAUUAUUAUUAUUUGUAUACUCAUAGAUACUAUUUUUAUUAAUUUAUAUGUACAUUCAUCUGUCAAAACAGACAAUGAAUUUUGUUUUAUAAUUUCUGUAAAAUUAUUUUCACUCAUUUUGAGUUCAAACAUGCACUUACAAUAUAUUAUAUAUAUUAGCAAAUAAAUAUUUAAAUAUAAAGUCCAUUAAAUGCUAAUAAAA
Molecule: messenger RNA, 2513 nt
Organism: Acyrthosiphon pisum (pea aphid)
Lineage: Eukaryota; Metazoa; Arthropoda; Insecta; Hemiptera; Aphididae
Exons: 5
Coding region: 369-2171 (600 amino acids)
Molecular function (GO): protein binding
Source: RefSeq, a predicted model, not a curated record